UCGUUCAAAAAACAGAAAAAAGAAACUACAACGGAGAAAAUUCAAAAUAUUAAGGAGAAAAAGAAAGUGUCAUUUGCUAGGGAGGAAACUCAACCGCAGAGACCUCCAAAAAUCAAAUGCCAAGAAAUAUCAUAUAUGAAGUGAUUCACACGUACACCAAACAAACAUAAAUGCCAUAUGCUUUCGCUUCUUCGCCUCUCUUUCCUCUUAUCUCUCUCUCUGCCUGCUCGAAUUCUUUGAAACUGUGAAUUCACAAUAUAAACUGACUGGUUGUUGAGCACAAUAGAAUCCGUCAAUGGUGGCGUUAAAAGCAGGGACAAGGCCACCAUGGGUCGGGUUGGGUGCUGCAGUUUGGGUCCAGAUAGCAUCAGGAAAUGCUUACAUCUUCCCGCUCUACUCUCAUUCCCUGAAAUCAAUUCUGGGUUUGAAUCAGCACCAGCUCACCAUGAUCGGUGUCUUCAACGAUAUCGGCGAGAACGUUGGCCUCCUUCCAGGCUUAGCCUGUGACAAGUUCCCUCCUUGGAUUGUUCUCUUGAUUGGUUCUCUGGCUUGCUUCUCUGGUUAUGGCGUUCUCUGGCUCGCUGUGAGCAGAACUGUGCAGUCCUUUCCUUACUGGUCGUUGUGUCUUGCUCUUUGUGUUGCGGCCAAUAGUAAUGCUUGGUUUAGCACAGCUGUUCUUGUAACCAAUAUGAGAAACUUCCCUCUCAGCCGAGGCACUGUUGCAGGUAUUCUCAAAGGCUAUGUGGGGCUCAGUGCUGCAGUAUUUACAGAAAUUUACAGUGUACUGCUUCAUAGUUCCUCCUCUAAUCUUCUGUUGUUCCUCGCACUUGGGAUUCCUAUGUUAUGUUUCAUUAUGAUGUAUUUUGUUAGGCCAUGUACUCCGGCUUCUGGUGAAGAUUCUGUUGAACAGGGCCAUUUUCUUUUCAUCCAAGCGGCAAGUAUUGUGCUUGGCAUAUAUCUUCUUACAACCACAAUAUUGAGUGAUGCGCUUUCUUUAAGUACUCCUAUUUCCUAUACUUUUGUUUUUAUAAUGAUUCUCCUUCUCAUGGCUCCACUUGCAAUCCCUGUGAAAAUGACCUUGUAUCCCAUGAAAACAAGCAAACUGGGGACAUCAGAUCCAUCAAUUGGGUCUUCAGGCCAUCUGACUCAAGAAGAAGGCAAUGUAGACAAAACUGAACCCCUGCUGACACCAUCUUCAUCAACGUCAAACCUUGGAAGCUUUCGUGAAAAUGAUGAUGGGUCUGAGGUGGCUAUGCUUCUGGCUGAGGGUGAGGGAGCAGUGAAGAAGAAGAGGCGGCCCAAAAGGGGGGAUAAUUUUACCUUUGGUGAAGUUGUAAUGAAGGCAGACUUCUGGCUUCUGUUCUUGGUUUAUUUUGUUGGGGUUGGUUCUGGGGUGACGGUUCUUAAUAAUCUAGCCCAGAUUGGGAUUGCACAAGGCAUGCAUGAUACAAAAAUCUUGCUGUCGCUCUUCAGUUUUUGCAAUUUUGUGGGUCGUCUUGGUGGUGGAGUUGUUUCUGAACAUUUUGUCAGGUCUAGGACAACUCCUCGGACAGUCUGGAUGACAUUGACUCAAAUAAUCAUGAUUGUUACGUAUCUUCUGUUUGCUUCCGCAAUGAACGGCACACUUUAUAUUGCAACUGCAUUGAUCGGUAUUUGCUUUGGAGUGCAAUUUUCUGUCAUGAUUCCCACUGUCUCUGAGCUAUUUGGCCUGAAGAACUUCGGUUUAUUCAGCAAUUUUAUGGCGUUAGGGAAUCCAAUUGGCGCAUUUCUGUUCUCUGGUCUCCUAGCAGGGUAUAUAUAUGAUCACGAGGCAGCAAAACAGCAUGGAAUCGAUCGGAUUGGUUCGGGUCUCUCUUGCUUGGGUCCAAAUUGCUUUAGACUCACCUUUCUGGUUCUGGCUGGUGUCUGUGGUGUGGGUACCAUCUUGAGCGUUAUUCUAACUACCAGGAUAAAGCCUGUUUACCAAAUGCUAUAUUCAGGGGGAUCCUUCAGGCUGCCUCAGAGUACAAAUCAUUGAGAUUAACAUGGUGGGGCACAUAUCUUCUCAGUAGACAUAAUACUGGAGCACCUUUUGAAUAAGGAAAAAUCUGAUUGUAAUCAAUUAUGCGUAUCAAUAUGCGCACCAAUCUAACGUGAUUGGUCAGAAAGUCAGAUUUUAAUGAAAAUGAUACCAAUUUGAAUUUUAAAUAUGAAUGUAACAGUAUUGAUACGCUGAUUAGUAUGUGAAUUCGUUUGUAUGUAACAAAACUCUUUGAAUAAUACUGGCGUCAGUAGGGCAGUGGCUGUUUGAGCACGAAUCAUCAAUCCGACUUUCUUCUAGGCCAUAACAGUCUAUUGUAAACGUAUUCUUGUUGUAAUAUGAAUCUACUUUUUCAUUCUUAUGUAUGAAUAAAAUGCUGCUGGGGUUUCUGUGUA
Messenger RNA from Carya illinoinensis, 2415 nucleotides. RefSeq names its product protein NUCLEAR FUSION DEFECTIVE 4-like. Gene Ontology annotation, molecular function: transmembrane transporter activity. NCBI's taxonomy places the organism in Eukaryota, Viridiplantae, Streptophyta, Magnoliopsida, Fagales, Juglandaceae. Gene Ontology annotation, biological process: transmembrane transport. Gene Ontology annotation, cellular component: membrane. The transcript is spliced from 3 exons. The record is from RefSeq and is a predicted model, not a curated record. The coding region runs from base 296 to 2017 and encodes 573 amino acids.